GGCCAAACAAUGCAUUAAACAGCAACGAGAUGACCGCAGGGAAUUCAGGAGGUUUAAUAAGACUUCUGGCUGAAAGGGUUAAUAUCUCACAAGGAGCAAGGAUAUCUGUCAAGGGAAAUAAAGAAUCAUGUGGAAAUCUCAGCAACUGUAAGGCCGGUGGUGGAAGUGGAGGGAUUGUCCAAAUCAUAUCAAGAUCUGGUUUUAUGGCCCGUCACGUCAUCAGUUUAGGCGGUCAAAGCGGUGGCCACAGAGACCCACCAGAGAAUGGAUUUCUGUACAUAAAGGGUGUCAAAGACGGAACGUUUAACACAUUUCCUAACGCACCGUUCUCCUGGGACCAAAGUCAUUUUUCAAUAAGAAUGCGGCCCUCUUCUACCAUGGCAACCAUCCAGCAAAGCGCACUCAAGAGCCAAUUGCCUGCACCUACUUCUCGAAGAGAAGUAGGUGAUACCGCUACUUCAACAGUAUUACUGAUUCCCACAUCGAUGCCAUCUUACUACGGAGCAACAUUAAACAUAACAACAAGCUUUGUACAACAAAGUCCAGGGGUCCCCAGCUCACAACAGCUUUCUCCAACUCGUAAAGUAAGCAGUCCAUUACUGCAUAAUCCACAUGCUACAUUCUCAGACACUGAAGUGUUACUGAUUCCGACAUCAACGCCGCAUUUCAAUAGUGCAACAUUAAACAUGGCCACGAGCUAUGUACCACAAAGUUCAGGGGUCCACUCGCAACAGUUUUCUCCAGCUCGUGAAGUAAGCAGUCCAUUACUGCAUCAUCCACAUGUUACAGUGUCAAGCACAAGAGGUCCACCUUUAGAAAAAGAAAAUCCUGAGAAUUUACGCCAACUUCUUGAUCGAGUGAAGUUAUUCAAGGCAAGUUUGCGUUUCCUUUAUAGCGCUGUUUUCGUUUCGCCGGUUUCCUCAAGCAAUGCCCUAACUGUUUUUAUACUACUCGGAUUAUAUGAUCCCUCCUGCAAAUCUGGAUUUAUCUUUUAUUGCACUAAAUCUAUUGUUGUGAGUAUUUUUUUUAAUCUACAGCAUGGCUAUCUUAAGAGGUCUUUAUAACUUAUUAAUCAUAUUUGAUGUCUUAA
Orbicella faveolata is the source of this 1090-nucleotide messenger RNA. RefSeq lists its product as uncharacterized. Lineage: Eukaryota; Metazoa; Cnidaria; Anthozoa; Scleractinia; Merulinidae. The record is from RefSeq and is a predicted model, not a curated record.